GUCCGCGGCUCACGCGAGCUGGGUGUUUCCUGUCUCUUUCAGUCCGGGUUUGGAGACUCCGGCUUCCUCCGGCUUUUCAUGGAAGAGAUGUCAGGAGAAAGUGUGGUGAGCUCAGCGGUGCCAGCGGCUGCCACCCGCACCACUUCCUUCAAGGGCACGAGCCCCAGCUCCAAGUACGUGAAGCUGAACGUGGGCGGAGCCCUGUACUACACCACCAUGCAGACGCUGACCAAGCAGGACACCAUGCUGAAGGCCAUGUUCAGCGGGCGCAUGGAGGUGCUCACGGACAGUGAAGGCUGGAUCCUCAUUGACCGGUGUGGCAAGCACUUCGGUACGAUACUCAACUACCUUCGCGAUGGGGCGGUCCCGUUGCCAGAGAGCCGUCGGGAGAUCGAGGAGCUGCUGGCAGAAGCCAAGUACUACCUGGUCCAGGGCCUGGUGGAAGAGUGCCAGGCCGCCCUGCAACAGAACAAAGAUACUUACGAGCCAUUCUGCAAAGUUCCCGUCAUCACGUCAUCCAAGGAAGAACAGAAACUUAUAGCGACGUCAAAUAAGCCAGCUGUGAAGUUGCUCUACAACAGAAGUAACAACAAAUACUCGUAUACCAGCAAUUCUGACGACAAUAUGUUGAAAAACAUUGAACUGUUUGAUAAGCUGUCUCUGCGCUUUAACGGAAGGGUCCUGUUCAUAAAGGACGUCAUUGGGGACGAAAUCUGCUGCUGGUCCUUCUAUGGCCAGGGCCGCAAGAUCGCCGAGGUCUGCUGUACCUCCAUCGUCUACGCCACUGAGAAGAAACAGACAAAGGUGGAGUUCCCCGAAGCCCGGAUCUAUGAGGAGACCCUGAACAUUUUGCUGUACGAGGCCCAGGAUGGCCGGGGACCUGACAACGCGCUCCUGGAGGCCACGGGCGGGGCGGCCGGGCGCUCCCACCACCUGGACGAGGACGAGGAGCGGGAGCGGGAGCGGAUCGAGCGCGUGCGACGGAUCCACAUCAAGCGCCCAGAUGACCGGGCCCACCUCCACCAGUGAGCGGGUGAACGCACCCCAGCUGGUGAACAAGCCGGGUCCACGGUCUCUGUUUCCCAGAGAAUCUGAGCAGCGCUGGAGCCAGGCUUUUCCUGCUUCCAGAGGAGGGGCUGGGUGAACGGGUGGGGUGUGCGUGUGAGAAACACCUCUACAGUAUUUAUUUUGGGGGGUGUUGACUGCCUCUCUGACCUUCCCGGGGGGGCCUUCCCUCCAGGGUUCCGUUUGCCGGCUGGGAGCAGGGCCCGUGGUCGGUGGUCACCAGCGGCGUCCCCACGUUUCCCCACCCUGCAGCCCAGCGUCCUGGCCCCGUUCCUGUGUGCUGGGCCUGGCACAGGCUCCAGAGCUUUUUGAGCUGCCCAUCCGGCCGUGGGCGCCGCUCAGCUUGUGGGUGGAGCCCCGCAGCUCCUGGCGGUGGGAGGUGUGCCCUGGGGGUUCGCGCCUCUCUGCUGCGGUUCCCAGCGUGCCCCUGGCUGCCCAGCUCUGCCGAAGGGCAGGCCUGUUGCCCCUUCGGCCGAUCUGUGGUCUGGCUGCGGGCAGAGCUUCCCCCCGCUCCUCCCGCCUGCCCCCACCCCCCACCCCCCGCCCCCCACCUUGGGGACCCACUCCAUUCCAGGCUGGCUGCCUGGCCUGCUCACGGGCACAGCACACAGACCGCUGCCCGGUGGCUCCAUUCCUUCCUCCCCGGCCUUCUGCCCUGUUAAGCAGGGCUUGCUGCCCCAAGCGGAUGCCCUCCCCUUGGCUAAGAAGAAAGGAAACCUGGCCCCAGACUCUGUUCUGGCGUCCAGGCAGGACCAGUGCUCACUACAGGAUGGCUGUCGCCCGGAGAUGCCCUCCGGGUCUCCGCCUUGGAAUCUUACACAGUGUGGCGUGGCUGUCAGCAAGCAGAUUGAGAGGUUGUGCAGGUUUCUGGGGUCCGGUCAGUGUCCGUGUUCAUGUUUGCUUAAGGGACGUGCGUGACUGUGGAUGAGGAUGUGUGCCUGGGGGGCCCAAGGGGCCCGCGCUGGAGCCCUGCUGCCCACACGGCGCUCGUGGGGGGCGGACGUUCUCGGUGACCUACCUCCCCGCCUCUCCGCGCCCGUGCCGGCCCAGAGGGAGUUGUGACGAAUGUGGGUGGCUGAGACUAGGCUGGUAGAGUAGUUCCAGGAAGGUGAGGGUGCGUGUACUGUCUGGAUGGGUUUUGUCGGCUAUUCAAGUGACUGUUUUAUACCAAAGGUAUUAAUACGGGCAGCCUUUGACAGUGUAUUCCCCAAAAAACGAGUUUAUAUUUUGAAAUGGUUUUUACUGCUUAGACUUUGUACAUCCGGCCCUACUUGGGACAGUUGUAUACCUUUAUUUUGUAUCCAGCAGCAAAGCCUACAAUAAAACUUGCAAACAAUCAUGAUCAAACCUAAAAAUCACAUACAGGGGUAGAUGCUUUUUAAACUGUUGUGUGGGCAACUUUCGUAUAUAGGCCACCUGGAUUUUAUUAAGUGCUGAGGACGGGAGGGAGGGGGCUUAAUUAAAUAUGGUUUGUAAAUAUUUUCUACUAUGGAAGUUUUAAACACCAACCCUGCUGUUUGGGUUGUCCUUUUCUAGAACGGUAAAGUGAAUGUCAGUUCUGAUGUUUUCUGUAGGAAUGGAAAAGCCAUCAUGUAAGUUCUCUUUUGUUUUUAAAUGUUUACGUGAAGAGUAAGUUUGUGGAUCAGUCUGAGCUGUCAGGGCUUCUACACCUUAUAAUGUUUAUAAUAACUUAAUAAUGUUUCUGGCAAUCUCUGUUUUCACAUCUCCCCCAACUUUGCACUUGGAGUUUGAAGUCUUUGCUUUCCUGGGAUAUGAACAAGUUCAUGAAAGCAUUCCAUAGUGAGUGAUACUGUUAGCUGCCUAUAGCCGUGAGCUGAUGAUGACGAAGCAUUGGCUGGUCCAAGGCUCUGUUAUCAGACAUAUUCUUCAAGGAACUGAUCUCUUAUGUGAGCACUAAGGGUCAGCAAAAGUCAAUACCUGUAUUUAAGAACCAUCCAAGCAAAUCACUGGCCCUAAGAUUUGUUAGAGUGUAGUUUUUAUUACACUGUAAUAACUUACAGUGGGAAAAACCAAUACAGCUUUGGGUCCCUCAUAAUCAGGUUUUUUUCCAAAUAAGUCAUUGAUUGCGGCGACUCGGGGGCCUCUGCCCAUGACAGCUGCUGGCCGGGCCUCACAGUCGCCCCCUGCAGUGAUUUAGCGGGGUGUCACCGUCCAGGUGCCCCAGCCCUCUGUCCGGGAUGUGUGCUCCCUGCUCCCCAGUCACUGUAACACGUGUGUCACUAACCUUUCUGUCUCUGUGCCACGGGAGAAAGUACACCAUGCGCUUCAGAAGCAGUCACUGUUUGUCGUACCAGCCUCUGUGGACGUGUGUAAAAUAAAAGUUCUGUAUAACGCUUCUA
Dama dama (fallow deer) is the source of this 3425-nucleotide messenger RNA. It is a transcript of the gene KCTD10, whose product is annotated as potassium channel tetramerization domain containing 10. The transcript is spliced from 8 exons. Gene Ontology annotation, molecular function: ubiquitin-protein transferase activity; protein binding. Gene Ontology annotation, cellular component: Cul3-RING ubiquitin ligase complex. NCBI's taxonomy places the organism in Eukaryota, Metazoa, Chordata, Mammalia, Artiodactyla, Cervidae. Gene Ontology annotation, biological process: protein ubiquitination; protein homooligomerization; negative regulation of Rho protein signal transduction. The record is from RefSeq and is a predicted model, not a curated record. The coding region runs from base 79 to 1029 and encodes 316 amino acids.